Messenger RNA from Phytophthora infestans T30-4, 765 nucleotides. RefSeq lists its product as uncharacterized. Gene Ontology annotation, biological process: carbohydrate metabolic process. Gene Ontology annotation, molecular function: beta-glucosidase activity. The record is from RefSeq and is a predicted model, not a curated record. The coding region runs from base 1 to 765 and encodes 254 amino acids. Lineage: Eukaryota; Oomycota; Peronosporomycetes; Peronosporales; Peronosporaceae. The transcript has 4 exons.
AUGUGCUGCUCGCACACGCUGCAGCGCACUGCACGCAUCAGCAUCGUCAUCAACUCCGACUGGGGCAUACCUUUGAAUCGCUCAUUCACUAAAGACGUGGCUGCGGCUGAGCCCACGGGAGACUACCCCGAAGUUAUGCGCGAGCGCAUUGGUGAUCGUCUACCGAAUUUUACGGAAGAGCAGAGUGCCCAACUUAAAGGCUCGUAUGACCUUCUCAUGCUUAAUUACUACGCCUCGUAUGCUACGACGGGCUGUGAUUUAGAAAGAUCCGAGACAAAUUGUUCGAGUUUGACACUUGGAUGGGCAACGGACCUCGGAGUUGAUGACUCGCGUAACCCUGACGGCGCUCGUCAUGCCUAUGGAAGUAUUAUGGAUGCUGACAGUUGUUCAGCUGAUUCUGGGUACCCUCCGGGGUACAUCCAGGCCAUCCGCUUCUUGCACGAGCAUGAUACAAAUGCGGACAUUCUUCUGACUGAGAACGGAUGGUGUGGCAAUGAAACUAUUGACACCCCGACCAGGACUGGUAUCUUCGCACUCAUUUGGAGCAAGUGCACAAGGCUAUUUACGAGGAGGAUAUCCCAAUCAUCGGUUACACGGUCUGGAGCUUCAUGGAUGGCUUCGAGUGGACCAAUUACGCUGGACGUCUACACUGCUCUGCCUACACAGCUCACGCGUAUCCAACGUUCGGCUGGUGCCUGGUACCCGAAUGUGGCUACUACGGGGUGUUUUGAGCAGGAAGAGGAGGACGAACAGUAUUUGGUGUAG